Manduca sexta (tobacco hornworm) is the source of this 1233-nucleotide messenger RNA. Its product is annotated as cortactin-binding protein 2-like. Bases 1 to 1233 code for a protein of 410 amino acids. Lineage: Eukaryota; Metazoa; Arthropoda; Insecta; Lepidoptera; Sphingidae. The transcript is spliced from 4 exons. The record is from RefSeq and is a predicted model, not a curated record.
AUGGACAACCCAUCUCGGUUGCCUCCCGGUUCCGUCUCGGAGGUCGGGGCGCAAGCCCCGACGGUGAUGCAGAACAUGGUUGCCUUCUCCGGUUUCGACCGGAAGGCGGUGGUCGAAGGGUGCAAGCCCAACGACGAAGAUGUAGCGAAGGAGAUAACGGGCGCGAUGCCCAUGGAGGUGGCAGCCGAAUUCGCGCGGCCUUUGAGCCUUGACACGGACUCGAGCGAGAGUGGCUCUACCGUGAGGAGCAAAAAGCUUUGGAGAAGGAAGUCGCUACAACGGGAAGCGGCGCGGAAAGACGCAGAGAAGGAGCUGGAGGACCAGCUGCAAUUUAUCAAGUCGCCGGUCCCCCCCAGAACAUCAGACACCGAAGAGGACCGUCCAGUACUCAAGGAAGACCUCCGUAAGUGCACCCAGGUUGUUCGCAAUGUCGUGAGGAAGUCAGGCAACCUCAAAGGCACUUCCCAGAAAGCGCUUAACUGGGUCACGGACAAGAUCGUGAAGUACGUGGAACAGCCUGAGUCCGCUGUCAUUGCGCGCCUCGAGGAGGAAAUAAAGAAGUGGCAGGAACACAGUGCCCGUCUUGAAGCCAACAUGAAGGCCAUGAAGGAGGAGAAUGCCACCCUAAAACGACGCCUCGAAGACCUGGAGGCGUCCGCAAACAAGUCAUCGACGGAGGAGAUGCUGGCGAUGGUGGAAGCGAGGGUCCAAGCCAGGCUCGAGUCGGCCCUGAUGGGGCCAGCCCAAAGGCCCACCCUCGCCCACGAAAGAAGGACCGCCUCUGGGGACACAGAACUCCCCGUGACGAGCGGAUAUUCGCUGGGCCCUCCAGCGCGCCGCCACAAGCCCGUCGCAGGGCCCUCCACGGCUCCGGCGAAUACGUCGGCAUCGACGGCGAAGAAGACCCAGGACCGAAGGAGAGAGACGCCGAAACAAAAGCCCCAAAAGGGCAAGAAGAACGGACCGCCUCCAGCCCAACCUGCUCCAGAGCCCCGCGUGCUGCCGCCAGCCCCGGCUAACGUGGACACGCCGUGGGUCGAGGUGGUCAGAAGAAAGAAGAAGGGGAAGCCGGCAGCAGCGCCAACAAACAGCACGCAGCCGCCGAAACCGACGCGCCGGAAGGAGCCAAAACUGCGGCCGCCACGUUCUGCGGCCGUAGUCAUCUCCCUCAACACCAGCAGCAAGUGCGUCGGGCCUACCUUACAAGAGCGUCCUGACGGACGCCCAAAAUAA